CCGGGACUUUAAAGCGCCAUUUUGUGCUGGGCGCAGGACAUCGAUCGUCGCUCACACCCGGCGGGCGCCCGGCGGCGGCCGGAGCGUGCUCUCGGCGCUGCGUCCGCGCUGCCUUCUCGGCGUCUGUCCCGCCACCCCGUUCCUCUGCCUCCAUGACCCGCAGUAGGAAGCAGGCGGCACUGGAGAGAGGAGCCGGGAAGAUGAACCCAGAGGCGGGGAGCGCCGCGGCGGCGGCCGCGGGAGCCCGGGCGGCGGCGGCGGCGGCAGGGGCAGCUGGCGGCGAAACGGCGGCCGCCGCCUGGGGGCUGGAGGGGGAAGCGGAGAAAGUUGUGUACUCGCGCUCGCAGGUCUCCUUCGCUGGCACCAAGGCGCUGGGCGACGCCCUCAAGCUCUUCAUGCCCAAGUCCACUGAGUUUAUGAGCUCGGACUCGGAGCUGUGGAACUUCCUCUGCAGCCUCAAGCACGAGUUCUCCCCGGUCAUCCUCCGCAGCAAGGACGUCUACGGAUACUCCUCCUGCCGCGCCGUCGUCCCCGACCCGCCACCGCCCUCGGAGCGGCCCCGCCGCCGCGCCGGCAAGCGGCGCCUCCCGGCCGCCGACGCCAAGCGCCGGGCCGGGGCGGCGGGCGGCAGCGCCAAGCGGCGGCGGCGGCGGCGGCGCCGCAGGAGGGAGCGGGGCAGGCAGCGCUCGGCGGUCGGUGGCCCCCGCGCAGCGGGGCAGGAGGAGGAGGCGGAGGCGCCGGAGCCGCCGGGCGAGCAGGCGGACAGGGAGCGGGGCAGCCCGGCGGCGGCCGCCUGGGAGCCGUUCGGCGGCAGAUCGCUGGAGGAGAUUUGGAAGGCGGCCACCCCCCGCCUCACCACGUUCCCCACCAUCCGUGUGCGGGGUAGCGUGUGGAGCCGCCGGAGCCUGGCGGCGGCGCGGCGGCGGGCGCAGCGGAUCCUCGGCGUGGACCUGUCCCCCGUGGUGCGGGUGCGCCGCUUCCCCGUGGCGCCGUCCUGAGCCCGCGGGGUCCCGCUCCCCGCGCCUUACCUGGGCCGCGGUGCGGACAAAGAGACCGGUAUCAGUCACCUGUUUACAUUGCUUUUGUCUGGAUCGUGUUCUGCUGCAGCACUUUAUGGCCCGCUCGGGCGGCGCCGGGCCCCCCGCCGUAUGGGGGGCGGCCUGCCGGGCCCCGGCCUCGCCCCGGGCUGGGACCGUCUGGCAGGUAUCACGCAUAGGGACCAAGUUCCACUUCCACUUUUUUUCUCUCCCAUUGGGCUACCUCACUGGUCCAGAAGUCCACCCAAGAAGUUAUUUUCCAAAGGAACUUACUUUCAUGCUUGUAUAAUAAAGCACCAUCUGAAUUCUUGCUAUUUUUUCCCUUCUCCCUCCCUUCCCCAUUUCUGAUGGAUUAUGUAUGCUUUGUGGUGUUGCACUAGUAUGUGCUCAGGGUAUUUUGAAUCCCAAGCAUUCCCAAGUUUCAGUUUAUUCUGAUAAAGGAUGCAUAAAGAAUGGAGGUUCAGGACUUGUGGCUGUUCUUGAUGGUGCAAAAACUUUUUUUUUAUUAUAAUUUCAUGGGCUUAGUGAUAUAUAAAGAUGUAUUGCGCAGUAUAAUUGUUACACUUUUGUAUCUAAAGUCAUUUUUAAAGUUUUCUAGUUGAACUAAGUAUUUGUUUCUAUGGAGCACCUAAAGAUAGAAUCAUCCUGAUAUUUUAUAACCCUGUUUACUUUAGGGAAGCUCAUUUGGUCAACCUAAGUGAACUUAAUAAAAGUUAAAGAACAA
Molecule: messenger RNA, 1761 nt
Organism: Pseudopipra pipra
Lineage: Eukaryota; Metazoa; Chordata; Aves; Passeriformes; Pipridae
Gene: CCDC71L
Product: coiled-coil domain containing 71 like
Exons: 1
Coding region: 153-998 (281 amino acids)
Source: RefSeq, a predicted model, not a curated record